This is a messenger RNA of Ooceraea biroi (clonal raider ant), 6198 nucleotides long. RefSeq names its product N-deacetylase and N-sulfotransferase sfl (gene sfl). NCBI's taxonomy places the organism in Eukaryota, Metazoa, Arthropoda, Insecta, Hymenoptera, Formicidae. Gene Ontology annotation, molecular function: deacetylase activity; hydrolase activity; heparan sulfate N-sulfotransferase activity. The record is from RefSeq and is a predicted model, not a curated record. Gene Ontology annotation, cellular component: Golgi apparatus.
ACCGGGCGAUGCCACUCAACUGGAUAGUGGAUCCCCGCUCCGUUCUCCGCGGCAGUCUAACGCCGGUCGUGCGAUCAGCGUGGUUGGGUUUUGUGCGCGCUUUUUUUUCUGCCGGUCUUCCCGUGUCAGAUUUUCGACUCUGUGGACGUGAUCAUGUACGGUACGUUGCUACGUCGUGCCUUGGUCGUGAACGCACGAAGCGACGUCUGAUUCGCAAGCUCGCGAACCAGGAACCCGAGAAACGACGCCAGAUGCUUCCGACCUAACCUCCAAGCACAAAGACCGAGGGAGCACGCUCGCUGCUGCGCGACAGUGGUAACUCGCGUCGCGCGUUUAACUUGGCGUGCUUCUUCUCCGUGCAUCGCACACGUACGCUACGUCGUCGUCACGUUUGCUUUCUCGCGGUUGUUUCCACGAAUUUUCUGCGAUUUUUUACGUCGCGAUCGAUAUCCGCGAGGUGCGUGCGCUAAGAUCAGUCAAAAUCAAGACAAAGAGAGAGGGAAUGCGAGGCGAAAAAGUCUGAAUUGUCUGCAUCUUGUCGGGAAACUCUGCGAGACAUCUCGGCUACUGCGUUGUGAGUGAUCGACCGAAAGAAAACACACCGAGAGAGAGAGAACCAGCACGAUACCGUAAAUGACAGUGCAGUGAGGGGGGGGGGGGCAGCCGUCGAGCGUGCGUCUGGACAGAGGGGAAGGUUCUGCUUCGGAGCAGAAACUGUAAAUUUUGAUCUCUGCAGAAGAAGAGGGACAGAGAAAGAGAGAGAGGUCCACCUGUGUGACGUACUUGGAGCAUGGACCAAACCGUUGAAACGAUAUCAUGGGAUUUCCGGUGCUCUUCGAUGUUGCAAAGCGAAAAGCGGGAGCCGCACGGAGAUAAACUCGGAAAAUUGUUUCGCGUAGAAAACGCCGCGCCUGUACAUUGUUCCUAAUUGACAGAGGAAAAAGAGAAACGGCGACAGGGCUAACAGAAACGAGAAGAGGGUCGGACGGAAGACACGAAGCAACGCUCGAAAUUUACGAGUGAGCUGGUUUGCUUGCGCAUCGCGAGAUCCACAAGGGGAUGGCGCGUAUCUAGAGGCACUAACGGUGAAUGGUGUCGUAACGAAUAGCUCGUCUGCGAACCAGCUGAUCCUCGACAACAGACGGCAGUUAUCCAACGAGCGCGAGUAGGAAGAUUCGCGAGAAUUCAAGCUUCGAGCGUGGUCUUUGACGAUCUGUUGCGAGACACACGAGAGAAUCGAACGAGCAUCACUCAGUGGCAGCAUGAUUCCGAAUCGUCGACGAGGAGACGUUUCACGCUCGUUUUCCGACAAUCGUUCCCCAAGAUUUUGAACGCAUUUAUUCUGAUCUGUUGCGAUUAUGAAUGCAGAAGAAUGACGCGGAGCAGCGCGUUCGCUCGACGUUGAGAUUUCGAUGUACCGGGUCAGUUUCACGAUAGAUACCCGGCCAGAUGGGUUAAAGGCGUACCGCGCGAUUGACGGCGCGAAUUCUCGUGCUGCUUGCGAAAUGGCGAUCCUACCGCGUCCUCGAGAGUGCAACAAGUGGUGUCGGGAUCCUCGGUGCUGAAUCGUCAUCGAUGUUACUCGACAGACGGACGAGGGGAUUUGAUCCGGGACCGAGAUCGGGUUCGCGCGACCUGGCUGGGAUCGAGACUGCUUCUCUCGUGCGCGAGAGCCGCCGUUAUUUCGUAGGACGCGCGUGAUGCUGGCGGGAUUAAGCGUGUCUAAUGAACUUUGAAUUCGUUUCUUUCGUCCCGAGCGCGAUCGUCUUGAAAUUUCUCAGUCGAGUUAAGUGAAUUUAUCUCAUCGGAAGAAACGUUCGAUUGACGAGGAGGUCUCGGUCCGAUGUUGUUCGUUAACUUCGGCGAAAGGUACUUCAUUGACCGAGUGGUUGGAAGUUAGACGAAGAGUAGCUUCGAGUUGGGAUUUUAGCUCCAUUUCCGCCGCUGGUAUUUCGCGAACUUGUAUGUACGUACAUCGUCCUUUUUUUGUGGAAACACGUGGAAAAUUUUAAGAAAACUCAUCCGUAUGACGCUUUGCCGAAAACUAGCAAAUUGACGUUAAUUGGCAUACAUAUUACUGUAUACGUAUGAACGCGGACGCAACGUGGAGCAGAACUACACGCUGAUGCUCGGAAAAAGUCCUCGGUUGCAAACGCGAAUACAUGGCGACGACGGCACUCAAUGCUGAAGAAACGAAGAAAGAGACACUCACCGGGAGUCAGCGACGAUAUCUGAAGCUACUACCGGAUCUCUCGGCAGAUCCGCUGAAUAACGUCGCAACACGAGCGUACGCGCGCCGCGGGCAAACACGUCAGCCGACUCGCUCAACGACGAAAACUAUCCGAUAAUCCGGCAACGAGGUAUUGUCAUUGCAUCUGCAGAAGCGCAUUCGUCGAAUGAGACGAUGGUGAUGAGAAUAACCACGAACGAAGCUGGCGUUCCUCUAUUAGGCGCCUUCGGUCCGCGCUAUGUCGUCAAACAGGCGACGGUAAAGCGCUGUGUCCUGGCGCUGCUGCUUGUCUCCAUCGGCAGUAUAUUCUACUACACUCACUACAUCGUCAGUAGUGGAUCGUUCUCCAGUUUGAUACAUCGAGAUACGAGGCCGGAGCCCGCGAUACGAUGCUCGACUCUGAGAGGAGCAACCAGACUGCCAUCAGCACCAGACCAUCGCAGCGAAGCUCGAUUAAGGAUAGACCCGAAGGUGUUGGUCUUCGUAGAAACUCUAUACUCGAGGCUAGGCCGAGAGAUAGCGGAGCUGUUAGUUUAUAAUCGAAUAAAGUACAAAGUGGAGGUGGCCGGCAAGUCGUUACCGGUGCUAACGAAUCUUGACAAGGGUCGCUAUGGGGUGUUAAUCUUCGAGAAUCUAAACAAGUACUUGCAGAUGGACAAAUGGAAUCGUGAGCUAUUGGACAAAUACUGCAGGGAAUAUUCGGUCGGCAUCGUGGGUUUUGCUCCUCCCGGCGAAGAGAGUCUAGUUGGUGCUCAGCUCAAGGGCUUUCCACUUUUUAUACAUACGAAUCUUAGAUUGAAGGAUGCUCAGCUGAAUGCGGCGUCUCCCAUUCUUCGAUUAACCAGAUCAGGGGAAACGGCCUGGGGACCACUUCCCGGCGGUGACUGGACUAUUUUUCAGGCCAAUCACAGCACCUACGAGCCGCUCGCUUGGGCGCAUCGGGACAGCCUUGACUAUCCAGCCAACAAGAGUCCCCUGGCUACCGUCAUCCAGGAUCAUGGUAGAUACGACGGAAUCCAGAGAGUCCUUUUCGGUGGCGGACUGCGGUUUUGGCUGCACAAGCUGCUGCUCCUAGACUCGUUGUCCUACUUAUCGCACGGGCAAUUGAGUCUCAGUUUGAAUCGCAUGAUUCUGGUGGACGUGGACGAUAUAUUCGUCGGCGAGAAAGGCACCCGGCUAAGGAAAGACGACGUAAUGGCGCUGCUAGCCACUCAGCAGAGAAUUCAGGCACUAGUGCCGGGGUUCAAAUUCAAUUUGGGGUUUUCCGGGAAGUAUUUUCAUCACGGGACAGCGGAGGAGAAUUUGGGGGACGACAUGCUCCUGGAGAACGUAGACAGAUUUACGUGGUUUUCCCACAUGUGGAACCACCAACAGCCACAUCUCUACGAGAACAUAACUCAUCUACAAUUGGACAUGGCGCUGAACAAGCAAUUCGCAAAGGACCACGGUAUACCGACCGGAAGCGGGUACAGCGUGAGUCCACAUCACUCCGGCGUUUAUCCGGUGCACGAAGGCCUCUAUGAAGCGUGGAAGCGAGUAUGGAACAUCAAGGUGACGAGUACCGAGGAGUAUCCACAUCUGAGACCGGCUCGUUUGAGACGCGGCUUCAUUCAUCGUAACAUUAUGGUCCUACCGAGGCAAACCUGUGGCCUUUUUACUCACACAAUUUUUAUCGAGAGAUAUCCAGGUGGAAGGGAGAAACUGGACGAGUCGAUACAGGGCGGUGAACUCUUUCAAACGAUCGUUUAUAAUCCGAUAAAUAUUUUCAUGACGCACAUGUCGAAUUAUGGAAACGAUCGUCUAGCAUUGUACACCUUCGAGUCGGUUAUAAAAUUCAUUCAGUGUUGGACGAACUUGAGGCUGUCCAGUGCACCCCCACUGCAACUCGGGGAACGUUACUUUCAGUUAUAUCCCGAGGAGACCGAUCCAGUGUGGGGAAAUCCAUGCGACGAUCAGAGGCAUCAAAAGAUCUGGUCCCGUAAUAAGACCUGCGAUCAGCUACCGCGAUUCCUGGUAAUCGGGCCCCAGAAGACCGGCACCACGGCCCUGUACACGUUCUUGUCCAUUCAUCCAGCGAUAAGCAGCAAUUUACCGAGUCCCGAUACCUUUGAGGAGAUACAGUUCUUCAACGGGAAAAAUUAUUACAAGGGUCUCGAUUGGUACAUGAGCUUCUUUCCGGCGUCGAAGAACGAGAGCUCGCGAUAUCUCUUUGAGAAAUCGGCCACUUACUUCGACGGGGAAUUGGUACCGCGAAGAGCUCACGCGCUUCUGCCAAGAGCCAAGCUGAUCACCAUAUUACUCUCUCCAGCUAGACGCGCGUACUCGUGGUACCAGCAUACCAGAGUGCACGGAGAUGCAGUAGCGAACAAUUACUCCUUCCACGCGGUCAUCACGGCGAGUGAUUCCGCACCAAAACCUCUGCGAGAUCUUAGAAACAGGUGUCUAAAUCCCGGGAAAUAUGCACAGCACUUGGAAAGGUGGCUGUCGUUCUAUUUGCCCCAGCAGUUGCACAUCAUCGACGGCGAGCAACUGCGGCAAAAUCCCGUGGAGACGCUACACGAGCUACAACGGUUUUUAAAGAUAACGCCCGCUUUCAAUUACUCGUCACAUUUGAGGUAUGAUCCGAAAAAAGGUUUCUUCUGUCAAGUAACUAACGAGGAUCGCACCAAGUGUCUCGGCAAGAGCAAAGGUCGCCAGUACCCGCCGAUGGAGGAUAGAUCGUACAAAUUGUUACAGAGGUAUUACCUGUCCCAUAAUACCGCACUAGUGAAAUUGCUGAAGCGACUUGGGUCCAGAACGAUCCCGCAAUGGCUGAAGGAUGAUCUCACCGACACGGUGAUGACCUAGCAAACGCCGAUUACUUGAUGAAACUCUAGUGUUUCCCGCCGGUUACUCGCUUCCGCUGUCAGCGAGAUACAUCGCUCGUUGACGGAGGACCUGUAAAUUAAUUGUAUUAUACAUUUGAAACUCUCCACAUCUUCGGAAGAAGGACCACGCUGGCCUACCACGGUGGACUGGCCUAAAUCAAACGGGGAACCUGCAAAAGCUAGUCACUACGAAGCUACGGUUGUAAUUGUCGAUCAUUGUUAAGCUGAUAGUUCUUAUUAUUUUUAUUAUCAAUAAUUAUCUUGAAUUUUCUUACUAUAAAUAUGUAUAUUGAUUGCUAUUAUUAUCAUUACUAUCAUUCUUACCGCGUUGUAAAGAUCAGGAAUGUAUCGCUCACCGGUGCCAUUGUCCAGCAACCGCAAUUACGCGCCCUACCGAUUUCGCACAAAUUGGGCCAAAGGAAAACCAAUCAGUGCGACAUAUUUUGCGCUUGGAUCUAUAUUCGCUCGAUCCAACUUGUAUCUAAUAGAUCUGCUUUUAUCAUCGUAAUGAUGUAACGACAGUUUUUGUACGUAACAAGAACAAUGUCCACAGUAUUAAAAAUUUAAUUGCGGAAAAUUCGAUUUCCUCAAUCAAUUUGUCCAACUUGUCCAAAUCACGCUGCGCUGAGAAAUUUACUUUUCUUGUGUAAAGAUCAUCGCUGAAUGACGCUGACGAAUCGAUUGAAUAAUUCAUUCAUCGAUGAUUCUUCCUGCACACUGAUCGUCCAUGCAAGCGUGAAACUAUGGGGCUACGAGCUUCUUUCUUGAGCCCAUCAACUUUCGGAGAUACAGUGUACGUUAAUUAUCUUUAUGUAAAGCGUAUUUAAUUACUAAGCACUAUGAGAUCGAUGACGAUGAUGAUGACGAAAAGUCUAUGUAUAUUUUGACAAUACUAUUCUUGGUACCGGUACCGGCCAAUAAAGGGUGUACGAUCGAGUCUGUUUGUACAUUGAUGUAACGCAUUAUUUUGAUGUUAAUAUAGAUGUAUCAUAAUAAUUCGCGAAAAGAGUAGAGAAAAGAAAGAUACGGAGUAUUUGAUGUUAGCACGCGAAUAAACGUACGCCCAUUUGUGCGUAUCAAUUAUCAUUAUCAGAUUGGAAA